GUGGUACAAUAAAGGGGUAGCAUUCUUAGAUUUCCAUGUUUGAAAAAAAAAAGGUCGGUUGGUUUUGCCGUACUAUAGUGCGUUUUCAUGCAGCCUCGUGCUCCCAAUACAAAACACCAGAUUUUGCAAUCAAUACGUAUUCUUCUUAGCCUCUUCACUUUCUAGAGCAAGACAUCCAGCCAUUUUCGCAGACUUGGUCCCUCAAACCGACGAAAGACAACUGCGCCUGCGAUCUAAAGCAUCUUCCUCCAUGGCCCCUUCUAUUUUUGCGGUCUGUGGCGGUCUGAACAUGGAUAUAGUGAUGGAGACCGACCGGAUUCCAUACACAGGCGAGUCUAUGGAUACCAACUCUCUUGCCAACUUUCCAGGGGGCAAGGGUGCCAACACUGCCGUAGCGGCCUACCGUGCUAGUCAUCUCAAGUCAGGUAGCCCUGCUAGAGGGGUUGCUGCUGAAGGUUCAAGCAGCUCCUCAGUCGACGAUCGCAACAAACAAGAGGUCCGUGUCUUUAUGAAUGUUGAAGACAAGACAAGGCUGGUAGAGACUGGUGUUGAUGUGUCGGGAGUAUUGAAGGCCGACGGAGAGCCAAGCGGCACUUGUGUGGUUAUGGUGGAACGUAGCAGUGGUGAAAGUAGGAAUCUAGCAUAUCAGGGUGCUAUUUUGGGAUGGAAGCCACGCGAUGACAACUCGGUGUUGUGUCUUGCUGGCGGAGAGAAGCCCGACAUCAUCAUUUGCCAUCUGGGAAUCCCAGCACCAGUAGUCGGAAAGCUACUAGUGACAGCAGGAAAGCAAGGCGUGGAUACAAUCCUGAAUCCUUCUCCUGCUUCGACUAUUGCCUCCUCUGGAUACAAGAAUUUGACUCAUCUUGUGAUGAAUGAGAGUGAGGCGGCGGAGCUAACGGAUUGCAAUGUCGAGGAGUUGAAAGAUCGUGCAGCCUGGGAAAAGGCAGCGAAAUAUUUCAUAAGAUUGGGCGUCAAGAAUGUUGUCAUUACGCUUGGUGCAAGGGGUUCUUACUAUGUCACAAAGGAAGGGAAAGAGGGCGAGGUCGCUGCCGUACAGAACGUUGAUGUCAAGGAUGCAACAGGAGCCGGAGACACGUUCGUUGCUAACUAUACCCUCGAAUACGUCACGCAGAAGAAAGCUGGAGAGUGGGAUAUCGUUAAGGCAAUCGAUCGAGCGUGCAAGGCAUCUGCGAAGAUUAUCCAGCGGUUCGGAGCACAAGAUAACAAGAGAAAGCUCUCUGUCUUCCAUUGGGAUAAUUCGACCAGGUGCCAUGCGUAUAGAUAUACUCUCCACUCCCGUUAG
Messenger RNA from Mollisia scopiformis, 1303 nucleotides. Its product is annotated as Ribokinase-like protein. The transcript is spliced from 4 exons. Bases 251 to 1303 code for a protein of 350 amino acids. Gene Ontology annotation, molecular function: kinase activity. The record is from RefSeq and is a predicted model, not a curated record. Lineage: Eukaryota; Fungi; Ascomycota; Leotiomycetes; Helotiales; Mollisiaceae.